AUUUACUAGACUAGAGGCCCAUUGAGCUCGUUGAUGAGGUAAAUGAGUUAGUUCCUGGCUACUUCUUAGAUCUGUAUAAUAGUUCUUUCUCUUCGUCUUAACUUGUAAAUAUUAAAUAAUAAUGUCACUGAUGAACGAGAUAUCAAGAGAAGUACCCUCUAUUCCUGACAGCAAUGAAGAAACGGGAGCUGGACCAGAAGGAAGAGAAAGAAACCUAUCAGUCGAUGUACAGAAAAUGACUAGUUUUUCCCUGAGGCGUAAACCCUCAGAUAAAGGUAUUAUCAAAACUAGAACUCCACCUGGUUCACCAAAACUACGCUCUUCAUCCGAGAUGGCAGUAGGUGGGUCUAAGUUGGGUCGUAAGGGAUCAGGUAUUCGUGUUAGUGGAGCUGGAAAUGCGAAAGGUCGCAAGCAAUACUCCACACUGAACGAGGAUAGUAAUGGUGAUGGUGAUGACGACGAAGAUGACACUGAAAACUUUUUGUUAUCGAAAGGUCAUUUAGCGAGGGAGAAAAGGUCAUCGACUGCAAAGACAUUUGUAGUGACUCCUGCUCCUCCACCAGCAGUCCCGCCCCCUCCAUCAACUGCCGUUAAUCCUCAACUGGGUAAUAUUGAUAGCAGCUUUCCGGUUCAUUUUACACCGCCCAACGAAGCGAAAUUUCCUUUAUUUGAUGCAAGUGGCAUGGAGGGAGACAUAUUUGAUUUUAAACCAAUCGUUGAUAGUAACGUCAUUACAAUUGAUGCUUCUUCUCUCCCUCCUCCUCCUCCUCCUCCUGUUAGUAGUGCUGGAGUUAUGAUUCCGCCAUCGUUUGGUUUUAAUGUUGAUCAAUCACUUACUGUCCCACAGUCAUCUCUUGCAACUGCGUUUACGCCCAGCCCUCCUGUUAUAAGACAAGGGAUUAUUGAAAUUGAUUGGUCGGUCUCUGAUGAGUUGUAUCAGAAGUGUCAGCAGCAGUUUUCUAGUCUUUGUCCUGAGACGGAAGGGAGUGGUUUUCUGUCUGGCGAUAAAGCAAGAGAUUUUUUUAUGAAGUCCAAUUUACCAGUUUCCGAGUUGUCUAGAAUAUGGAAGCUAUCUGACAUCAAUAAAGAUGGCCAGUUAAAUUUUGACGAGUUCAUUAUCGCAAUGAAAUUGGUUCUAAUGAGGAGAAAGGGACACGAUAUACCAUCAGUACUACCGGAAGCAUUAAGAACCAGUAUCCAGUCAAAGACCACACCCUCUACUGACCCAGACUCUUCUUACAAGUUCAAAGCUCCACCCCCAAGACCACUCCUUCCUCCUUCACUGACUAACAAAACUGAACCAACUACAGCAUCAUCAGGAGCCACACCUGCUGCUACGCUAAUUGAACAUGUGAUGAUUGGAGAUAAACCUUAUGCUAAGGUUAACGUGGCUAAUAAAGCAAAUCGAAAGAAAGAAGAGCUGGAUAGUGGGGGUGAUGUUCCUGUUGAUCCAGCUGUGAGUCGUCUCAUUAGUGUAGAGACUCCUGAUGAUACCACUGGAGAUGAAGAUGAAACCUCAACUUUAGUAACAGUUGCUGGUGGUGUUUCGCUCUCUGGGGAUGGUCCUGUACCAAAACCAAGAAAGAAGAAACGUUCCCCACAGAAGCUACCUGCUAAUAAAACUCCUCCUUCCGAUUUAAAUAAACCAAAGAGUCGUCCGGCCCCACCACGACCCCCGGCCCCCUACCGCUCACCCCCUCAUGUUGCCUCUCCUGUCACUGAAGGUACAUUAUCACCAUCACCUCCUAGUGAUGAUAUUGCUCCUAUUGUGUCAAUGACUGCUGGGACUAAGAGCUCAGUUAAUACUGAUGAUAGAAGCGGAAAGGGUCAUGGUCGGUCAACAUCAUGGGAUUUAACAAAGAUGUUGCGUGAAGAAUCAAUGGGAGUACAUGAAGACUUACCUUCUGCUGAACCUCCUAAACUACCUCCAAGAAGGACUAUACUAUCACCAAGCAGUGAUGAUGAAUCAGGUACCAAUAAAACCUUCACUCCACUUUUACAAAGAUCAGCAUCGACUGGUAGCAUUGCCAGUGUCGGUGUACCUACCAACACACUUAAACAAUCAUCGAGAUCUCCUUCGAUUGACUCGGGACCUGUUCUAGAUCCUUCUGCUGGUUUGUUACCAAAAACAAAGUCAGAGCCUUCACAUAAAAGAGUUGCUCCUGGACCACCCAUCAAAGCAAAGCCAAUUGUACCCAAAAAGCCUUUGUAUCCUCCAAGCUAUAAGAAAGUUUCUCAUGAAGAUUCUGAAUCUGAUGAAAGAGGUCCAUUGUCAAUGGAAACUUAUAAGAAAAAGACAAAAAUGGAGCUCCAGAGAUCAGUGAGACAAUUAAAAGAAGAGAAUGCUGUUUAUUUAAGAAUGAAUUCUGAAUUGAGAGAGAAAUUAACACAAUUAACAGAGCAAAGGGUUAAACUAGAAGUUAAAUUAGAAUCUUUAAAAAAGACCUGAUUUUAAAUUGAUGUACUCUAUGUAUGUAUCUAUAUGUGUGCUUGUGUGCAUAUUGUUAUAAUAAUUAUUAGUGGGUCCAUCUCACUAUAGGUAGAACUAUAA
Molecule: messenger RNA, 2551 nt
Organism: Amphimedon queenslandica
Lineage: Eukaryota; Metazoa; Porifera; Demospongiae; Haplosclerida; Niphatidae
Product: ralBP1-associated Eps domain-containing protein 1-like
Exons: 11
Coding region: 122-2449 (775 amino acids)
Biological process (GO): clathrin-dependent synaptic vesicle endocytosis; endosomal transport
Cellular component (GO): intracellular vesicle; cytoplasm; plasma membrane
Molecular function (GO): calcium ion binding; molecular adaptor activity; protein binding
Source: RefSeq, a predicted model, not a curated record